AUGGAUGAUCUAUUCAACCACAGUGGAGCACUUAACUGGAGCUCACCUGGUGAUGAGAAAUUCAGUUUCCAAGACAUCGACGUGAGCGCAGACGGCACCCCCAUCCUCAGGAUCCUCAUCUCCGUGGUCUACUCUGUGGUGUGCGCCGUGGGCUUGGUGGGGAAUCUGCUGGUGUUUUUCCUCAUGAGGUUAAGACAAGGUCGCAAGAAGUCCACCAUCAACUUCUUCAUCAUCAACCUGGCGGUGACGGACUUCCAGUUCGUCCUCACUCUGCCCUUCUGGGCCGUGGACACCGCGCUGGACUUCAGCUGGCCCUUUGGAGACGCCAUGUGCAAGAUCAUCCUCUCGGUCACCGUGAUGAACAUGUACGCCAGCGUGUUCUUCCUCACGGCCAUGAGUGUGACCCGCUACUGGUCGGUGGCCUCGGCCCUGAAGAAGAAGGCUCACAGGAGGUCACGGUGCGUAAAGUGGGUGUGCGCGGUGCUGUGGGUGUUGGCGACCAUGGCCACUGCUCCCACGACGAUCUUCUCCACUGUGACUUUGGUGGCUGGAGAAAAACUCUGCCUCCUCAAGUUCCCCGAUGGGCACGACUGGCUGGCUCUCUACCACAUCCAGAAGAUCUUGAUAGCCUUCAUCAUCCCCAUGCUCAUAGUCUGCGUCAACUACCUGAUGCUGCUGCGCUUCGUGAGACUCCGCAGCAUGAGCAGCAGCAACCCCAAACGCAGAUCCAAGGUCACCAAAUCUGUCGCCAUCGUGGUUUUGUCCUUCUUCUUCUGCUGGAUGCCAAACCACGCCAUCACAUUCUGGGGUGUCUUGGUGAAAUUCAACGCGGUGGAUUGGGAUAAGUCGUAUUACCUGGUGCACACCUAUGUGUUCCCGGUCACGGUGUGCUUGGCGCACGCAAACAGCUGCUUAAACCCGGUGCUUUACUGCCUGAUCAGGCCAGAGAUCAGGAAGAUGCUCAGCGGUGUGUUUUGGAGAGUCUCCACUCCCUCCUCAUCCAAGAAGAGCAGUGCGUCGCGCUACUUUACGCAUGGAGACACCGGGGGAGUCGUGCCAAUCCCGGGUUUGGACAAUGGAGAGUCCUCGUUGUCCAUCAUAGACCGUAAAGGCUUACCGAGCUCCAGCAUGAUCCAGUACACCCGGUAG
Messenger RNA from Anoplopoma fimbria (sablefish), 1149 nucleotides. It is a transcript of the gene rxfp3.3a2, whose product is annotated as relaxin family peptide receptor 3.3a2. The record is from RefSeq and is a predicted model, not a curated record. Gene Ontology annotation, molecular function: G protein-coupled receptor activity. Lineage: Eukaryota; Metazoa; Chordata; Actinopteri; Perciformes; Anoplopomatidae. Bases 1 to 1149 code for a protein of 382 amino acids. The transcript has a single exon. Gene Ontology annotation, cellular component: membrane. Gene Ontology annotation, biological process: immune response; G protein-coupled receptor signaling pathway.